Messenger RNA from Candoia aspera, 513 nucleotides. Its product is annotated as interphotoreceptor matrix proteoglycan 1-like. The transcript is spliced from 5 exons. Gene Ontology annotation, biological process: visual perception. The record is from RefSeq and is a predicted model, not a curated record. NCBI's taxonomy places the organism in Eukaryota, Metazoa, Chordata, Lepidosauria, Squamata, Candoiidae. The coding region runs from base 112 to 498 and encodes 128 amino acids.
GCAUGCGGGGACUUCUCUCUUCCAGAGUUCUGCUACAAUGGUGGAAUAUUUGAUGGGGUCAAAUGCAUCUGCAAUGAGGAUUUAUUCUAUGGGCCCAAGUGUGAGUUCCCUAUGGAUGAGAUCUCUAUCGAAGAAUUAUCUGUGCCUAUUACAGUUGAAGCCCAGGUGAAGGUUGAUAACAAGAAAUAUAAUGAAACGUUGGAAAACCCAAGCUCACCAUAUUAUAAGGAAAUUGAAACUCAGUUUAGGCAUCAGAUGAAAAACAUAUAUAAAAAUAUCCCUGGAUAUGAUGAUGUGAAGGUUAUCCGUAUGAGUAAAGGCAGCAUUAUUGUGAUCCAUGAAGUCAUCUUCCAAACUAUAGUAACAAAUGACCUGUCCAUGAUUAAGAAGGAGUUGGAGAGUAUUAAAGAUUCAGUGAAGCAGAGGCUGGAUACCAUCAAUUCCACCCAGGAGUGUAAUGACACUUCAGGUAAGUGCUGGCUGGAUAAAACUCUUUGAUUUGAGUGGAAGGUU